CGCGCACCGCGAGGCCGAGACAGAGCGCGCGAUCACCACCACAAGAGGAGCUCCCCGCACCACCACCACCUCACAGUCCGUCCAUCCGUCCGUCCAUAUAACCCUCGCCUUCUUGGUACCCGCUGCUCGAUCGACCGGGCAAGAAGAAGAAGCAAGAAGCAUCAGGAGAGAGCGAGAGCUAGCUGGAUCUGCUCGUGGCGGGGAUCGAACAAGAGGAGCGCUGGCGAUGCUGCAGCUGAUGAUGGCGCUGGCCUUCUCGGCGGCGCCGCUGACGCUCUACGUGCCGCCGGUGCGCAGCCUCAGCCUCUUCGUGGAGGCCAUGGAGACGCUGUGCCGCGAGUGCGCGCCCUACUCCCAGGGCGCCGUCUCCCGCUUCCGCCUCGGCCUCUCCCGCAUCUUCGCCGGCCUCGCGCGCGCCCUGCGCUAAGCCGGACGCGUCCGGCAAGCAGAUCGAUCCUUCUCCUUCUUCUUCUCGCCGUAGGUACACGUGCGCUACACCAUGGACAGGGCCACGCCCCCUUGCGCAGCGAAGCGGCCGUGCUCGUCCUGGAUCUUGAUUACUUAGUUUCAUAUAGUACUACUAGUUGCUAGCUUUGUUCUCGUUUUGAGUAGCAUUUAGAGAAGGAAAUGGGUAAUAAUCUCUGCCCGAAGAGGGCUUUUUUUGUGAGAGAUCGUGAGAAGAUACAUACAGUGUUCUUAUGUGGUGGGUGCGAUGCGAGGCAGUCCAUGAGAAAGUUUGUUGUCAUCUGUACAUAAAUCAUACUGCUUGCUACCAGUUGGGAAAGUUUGUGUGUUCUUGAGAUGUUGAUCGAACUGUUUUGAGUUGUAAUGGAAGAGCUUGACUUGUUGAUUCGGUCAGUGUCA
This is a messenger RNA of Triticum dicoccoides, 864 nucleotides long. RefSeq lists its product as uncharacterized. Lineage: Eukaryota; Viridiplantae; Streptophyta; Magnoliopsida; Poales; Poaceae. The coding region runs from base 227 to 427 and encodes 66 amino acids. The transcript has a single exon. The record is from RefSeq and is a predicted model, not a curated record.